Messenger RNA from Liolophura sinensis, 4170 nucleotides. Its product is annotated as aryl hydrocarbon receptor nuclear translocator homolog. Gene Ontology annotation, cellular component: transcription regulator complex; cytoplasm; nucleus. Gene Ontology annotation, biological process: regulation of DNA-templated transcription. The record is from RefSeq and is a predicted model, not a curated record. Gene Ontology annotation, molecular function: DNA-binding transcription factor activity; protein dimerization activity. Lineage: Eukaryota; Metazoa; Mollusca; Polyplacophora; Chitonida; Chitonidae. The coding region runs from base 151 to 2139 and encodes 662 amino acids. The transcript is spliced from 16 exons.
AGAAGGAGGGGUUUGAAACCAUUUCCUUGAUCGGUUUUUUACCCUGUUAAUGGCGUUUUGAGGGAAGAUUAAGGUCAUUCAUUAAUUCAGUACCGGAUCACAACCACCCAAGUACAUAGAGAAGGAGUUAGUACAACGUAAUCUACGAUAAUGGCGGCUACGGCCACAGUUUCUCCGGGCCCUUCAGGUUCGGGCACACCUGACAGUGGGAAAGGGGGACGCAAGAGGAAAGGCUUCAGCGGCAGAGAUUCUGAUGAUGAUGACAGUCAAUCAGGGGCUUUUCCUCCUUCCCAGGAACAAGCUGACAAGGAAAGAUUUGCCAGGGAAAGUCACUGUGAGAUAGAACGGAGGCGGAGAAACAAGAUGACCUUGUACAUUAACGAGCUGUGUGACAUGGUGCCUACGUGUAGUACUCUGGCGCGCAAACCAGACAAACUCACCAUCCUUCGAAUGGCUGUCUCCCACAUGAAGACCCUUCGAGGCACCGGAAACACAGGGGCAGAUGGAUCCUACAAACCAUCGUUUCUAACAGAUCAAGAACUCAAACAUCUUAUUUUGGAGGCAGCUGAUGGGUUCUUGUUUGUGGUGCAAUGUGACACAGGGCGGGUGAUUUACGUCUCAGACUCCGUCACUCCUGUGCUCAAUCAGUCUCAGUCUGACUGGUUUGGUAAUACACUGUAUGAUUUGGUUCACCCGGAUGACAUAGAGAAAGUCCGUGAACAACUGUCCACCACAGAAUCUCAGAACACAGGACGAAUACUUGAUCUGAAAACUGGAACUGUUAAAAAAGAGGGUCAUCAAUCCUCAAUACGCUUGUGUAUGGGAUCUCGCCGAGGAUUUAUCUGUCGUAUGAAGAUGGGCAACAUCCAGGUGGAUCCUAUGACAGCCAAUCACACAGUGAGAAUCCGCCAAAGGAACACACUGGGUCCGUCCUCGGAUGGCUCACACCAUGCCGUAGUCCAUGUCACAGGGUACAUUAAAAACUGGCCACCAUCAGGUGUGACAAUAGAGCGUAACGAUGGAGACGACUCGCACAGCGGCAGCCACUGCUGCCUAGUGGCGAUUGGUCGGUUACAAGUGACAAGUACCCCAAACUGCAGCGACCUCACAGGACCUAACGGAGCCACAGAAUUCAUCUCACGACACAGUAUUGACGGGAAGUUCACAUUCGUUGAUCAGCGAGUGACUCCUGUACUUGGUUAUCAGCCACAAGAACUUCUGGGUAAAUCAGCAUUUGAGUUUUAUCAUCCUGAGGACCAGGCGCCAAUGAAAGACAGCUUUGAACAAGUGCUAAAAAUGAAAGGUCAGGUGAUGUCAAUCAUGUACCGGUUCCGGGCGUCAAACAGGGAGUGGGUGUGGCUUCGUACAAGCAGCUUCAGUUUUCAGAAUCCUUACACAGAUGAAGUGGAGUAUAUUGUGUGCACAAACACCUCAGCGAAAAGUACACAGCAGGGUGCAGUGGGUGUGCCUUCAGCCACAGAGCAGGCUGGUGACCCUACAGCCAGUCUGAAUGCCUUCCCGGCCCGUCACCUCGGGGCGGAGACGAUGGGCAUGGAAGCAGCGAAGGCAGAUUAUCGCAGCUACCCAGCAGACGUGUACAGUAAGACAGCUAUAGGAUCUAGUCACAUUGCAGCAGCUGAAAUGUACCCGUAUAACUCCGGUCAGUCUGGAAUGAAGUACUCAAGCCAUUCAGCUACAACUCCCGCCUCCUCGGUGCCCCUGCCCCAGUCCAGCACAGGCCCCACCUUACAGGCCUUGUCCCGGAGGAACCAGAGCCCAAGUCAGGCCAGUGCCUGGAGCUACAGCCAAAGACAGGAUUACACCACCUCAUCGGGUUAUGGUCAGCUGAGUCCAAGUAACAGUGCCUCAGCAGGCCCGACUUACACUCAGUUGGGUAGUGGGCAGAGGUUACCUAGUGGCACUCAACCCUCCAACUAUCCCUCCUCUGUAGGCAACCCUAGUCUGUGGCAGCAGUGGCAGACUGACCCCAACCAGCAGACUGUACAACAACAACAACAACAGCAGCAGCAGCAGCAACAAGAAGAGCAGUUUGGGGACAUGUUUAGGAGCAUGCUGGACCAGCCAGCCACCGACUUUAAUGAUAUUACUGGCAUGUUUAACACCUUCACUGAUAACUGAGCCCUCUGCUGAUUGUUUGUGGCUCAAUGCCGACAGGGUUAGGCCUUUGUUCCCACGGCAACCAACCCACUACCGGCACCUGGCAUAAUAAAAAUGCCAAUACGUGUAUCCAUCAAUUUUUUCCACCUGUUCAUAGUCAGGGUGAAAGAUUUCCAAGGGUUGAUGUUAUGGAAAUUUAAUAUCGUUUCCAGAAUUUUAUCCUGAUUUGUAAAUGUUCAUCUGAAGACGACAGAUUGUUCUCAUAAUAUGUAAGACAUAAUUAGCUACAGAAAAUCCUUUCUGCUUAUGUAGCAGUGGAUUGCCUGGUGUAGGUGAAAAGGUUGUGCAGGAAAAACAAGUGCAGUUAUCCAUCCUGCCGAUCCCUUCCAUUUUACCUCGGAGAGCAGAAUUCCGUCAAAGUGGUGUGCGACAUCUGGUUUUUGGUCUGUCUGAUGAAGUACAAUAUACAUGUUGGUAUCCAACGCCCUGUAUAUGUGGAUGUAUGCGUACCCGUUUCAUAUUCGUGGGGUUCAGUGAGUGAAAUGCCUUUCUGAGCUCUUUGGUUGUGCAUGUCAGUAUCAUUUCUGGGUAUUAAAGUUGAAAAUUUUGGUACAUUUACAGUACGAAUGGUAGUUUUGAAUCUGAUUAAAUUUCAUAUAGCUAUGUAUACCUGUAUACAUGAGCGUGACGUCGAUGUGGUUUUUCCAGUUGGAAUGUUACCUGUCUUACUGGAGAGAAGAUAAAAAUAAACAGGAUGUAUUGUUCAUGUGUUAUGUUUUUACAGUAGAGGUUUUGUAUGUUACAUACAAGAAGCCGUGGUAUUUAUAUUGGAUUGUUACUGGUAGAUGUAUUACAAAUACACAGAUACAUUUUACUAUGUUUACUCAUGUAAAUUUCGUAUGCAUCUGGUUUUACAAAUCAUACAUUUGUCACAUUGGACUGUGAAAGUUUGAAUUGGUUUUAUUUCAUUAUAAAUGAACACUGAAUAAUUGACCUGUUGUUACAAUCCUGAAUUUGUAUAGCUGCUGGUUAUUAAAUCUCAUUCCUUCUACUUGUAAUUUUAUGCUGAAUCGCAGAGUAGACAAAUUAAUUAUUCAUGCAGCUGUAUGUUUAUAUUUAAUGUCUAAAUCAAAUCCUAAAGAGAGUGAUUGCUGAUUUCAGGCAGGUGAUACAUAUGUUGGUAUGUAGGACUUGCCUCCUAGUACUCUGUUACCUGUGGGUUGUGUUACACUAUUCAUCUUUGUUUUGUGGAAACAUUUCAUGCUUAAGCUUAACAGGAGUAAAAGCAGGUCAUCUUCAAAACUGAAGAACUAUGAAUUCUCAAGAUUCCCAAAAGAUUACACUCUAAACUUUUAAAUUUAAGUUUAUGCUGCUUUUUAUAAAGAAACACUACAUUCACACUGUUUAAUUUUAUAUCCCGAGAUACAUCCACUUGCUUUGUCCAAGGCUCCACUGCAAAUCUACCAAAUUUGAUAAAAAACUGUCCAGAGCGUGAUUCCUAGCAUGACGUUGAUAGCAUGAAUAUUUGCUCAUGCAUAUUUACAUUGCAGAUAAAGUCACAGUAAUUACGCUGCCAUAUUAGUCUAUUACAGUUUGUGAACAUGCAUGCCCUCUGUUUAAUAAUAGCCUGUGUUCCUGUACUAUCAUGACUGUGCAAAUUCAAAGCCUGAAUGUAUCUCUGGAUUUAUGUAGAUAUAUGUAAUCUGCGCUCUGUGCAUGUCUAUGUGUCUACACAAACAUCUAUUUUAGAAUGGGUUGUACAUAUAGCUGAUCAUUCAUGAAAUAUACAUGUAUUCUUGUUUUUAUUUAUCAUACUGGAUAGGUGAUGUUUUGUAUUUUAUCUUUAAGUUGUAAAUAUCAUAUUUGCAUUUAACUUGGCAUGUACUACUAAUGAUUCAGAUCAGAGUUAAAGAAUUCAAGGUUAUGUGCGGAGAGGACCAAAUGGAUUAUCCAAAUUGAUACAUAGUAUCUUGUCGUCAUUUCAGUUCUUGACUCUCAGAGCUUUAGCUCAUACAAUUUUGGCCCUACUGGUAAAUGUAGGCUGUACAUGAA